AGCGGGACGGGCGGGAUGGGGCGGCACGGCACGGAGCGGCACGGGAUGGAACGGCGUGGGGGGGUGCGAGGGUGCCCGUGGUGACCGCAGCCCGCUCUAUGCACGCCGGCAACGCGCAACGAGUGUGCACGGUGCGGGUGCACGGGCCGUGAUGUGCCCCCGGUGCACGCACACCCUCCGGUGCACAGCCCCACCGUCUGUGGACACCCGUUGGUUGUGCACGCACCUGCUCGCAGCAUGGGUUGCGCACACACACCCCCCAAUGCCCGCAGUGGAGUGGACGCACACUCGCUUUGGCACACACACGCACACAGAGUGCUUACACCACCAGCACAGGGCACAGCGCUGGGGACCCCACAGCUGGCAAAGGGAGCUGCUUUGGUGAUCCUGUGAGGGGAGGGUCACCAUCCCAAUGUGGGCACAAGGAUGGAGCUGGAGGCCCUGGGAUGCUGGGUGCCUGCAGGCAGCACGCAAUUGGCAGCGAGUACCCCCAGCACUGAGCCAUGAGCCUUCACUGUGCCCUUCCACUCAUGUUGGGGGUGUUAAGCCCAGCCCAAGGCCAAGAAUACUGCAAAAACCCCAUGUGGCCCACCCUGAGUACUGUGGGGGAACAGGGACUCCUGAGACAGGCACAGGGGAGAGCAGCCCCGCCAUCAGUCAUAGAAUCAUAGAAUGGCUUGGGUUGAAAAGGACCUCAAAGGUCAUCGAGCUUCAACCCCCUGCUGAGUGCAGGGUUGCCAACCACUAGACCAGGCUGCCCGGAGCCACAAAGUCAGACCCUGCGGCAGCUCCGCUCCCUCAUCACCUCAUGCAGGGGCUCCGAGAGCCUAGCACAGCUCUGCAGGGCCGCACACCUCCAUGUAACAUGGCCUGGAGCCCAGUGCGUGUUUGCAAGAUCCCAUUGGAUGCCACCAGCUUUCUCUAGGCACGGGGCUGUGCCAGCCAUCGGUAAAUCCUGCACCGCACAGCGUUCCAGGGAGCGAUGGCCCUGUGCUGGGCUAGGGGAAGGCGUCUGUUCUGCAGCACCACGGGGCUUUGCUAAAUAGGUCACUGCUUUUUUUAUAGUCUCCAGGAUCUAGAAAAACCAGUUGUUCCAGACCGCCGGCAGACCUGGCAACAUGGUGGUGGCGGAUCCCCAGGUGCUCUCACUGCCAUUCUCCCCACUGUCCUCAGCUGAGGGUCAUGGUGCGUGCAGAAGGAGCGGUGGAUCCCCGAGCAGCACUGCUGGGCGUGGCCGUGGAACGGGCAAGGGUGUUUGGGGCUGGCUGCCCGCUGCAGGCUUUGCCCAGGGGCUGUUUGUAGUGUGGGUGCGCGGUGCCGUACAGCCCUGCACACUGCUGUACGCCCGCAUGCGCAGGCUGCAGGCCGCUGCUUGGGAAUGUAGCCCGGACCAUGGGGAUGAGCUGCUGAAAUCUCCGGGGAUCAGCAGGACAAUGCCAGCGGGAGCAUUGUGCUGACGGCUCUGCAAACGCUGGCACCGGCUCCGGGCCAGCAGCGCCCUAUAAAAGCCGAGCCGCUGAAGUAGGCAGACAUGACAUGGGCGAAGCAGCUGUACCGCCUGAGCUAGACACCUUUCCAGCAGCAAAGAUGGCUCAGACAAACCCUCUGCCUGUCCCCAUGGGCCCAUGGAAGAUCACUGUGUACGACCAAGAAAAUUUCCAGGGCAAGAGGAUGGAGUUCACCUCGGCCUGUCCAAACAUCAUGGAGUGCGGCUUUGACAACAUCCGCUCCCUAAAGGUGGAAUGUGGCGCCUGGGUCGGUUACGAGCACACCGGCUUCUGCGGGCAGCAGUUCAUCCUGGAGAGGGGCGAGUACCCACGCUGGGACGCCUGGAGUGGCAGCAAUGCCUACCACAUCGAGCGCCUGAUGUCCUUCCGCCCCGUCUGCUCUGCUAACCACAAGGAAUCCAAGAUCACUGUCUAUGAAAAAGACAACUUCAUCGGCCGCCAGUGGGAGCUCAGUGACGACUAUCCCUCGCUGCAGGCCAUGGGCUGGGCCAACAACGAAGUGGGCUCCAUGAAGAUCCCCUGCGGCGCCUGGGUUUGCUACCAGUACCCCGGGUACCGCGGCUACCAGUACAUCCUGGAGGCUGACCACCACGGGGGAGACUACAAGCACUGGAGAGAGUGGGGCUCGCACGCCCAGACCUCCCAGAUCCAGUCCAUCAGGCGCGUCCAGCAGUAGCUGCCCGGCGCCCGGCCCCACUUCUGAGCACAUCUUUGCAAGGUUUCUAAAGCUCACCGGCUCCCUUUUGGUGCUAAUAAUCCCCUCCUGAAAUAACAACCCCUUCUUGUACUGCAACUGCUUGAUGGAACAACACUCCUAAACGGUACCAGCUGCCACAACUGCCAAUAAAUAAAUGUGACUGAAAGAAAAAGAUAAAACGGCCUGAUGGGUGUUUGCUGUUGCGUGCUGAGGUCACACGUCCCCAUCCCGCCCCAUGCCCCACACUCACACCCCAUGGCCAUGGGCACCGCGUGUGCCUUGUGCCCCAGGGCCAGCAGCCAGCCCCAGGGCUGGGGGAUGCUCCCAAAGAGCACAGAAAAAAAAAAAAAAAAAGAGACAUUCUGACAUCCAUAAACUUUAAUUUUUUUAUUCAACGAUUUACAUCACUUAUUGUCCGUCUUAACGUAUUCGAUCUACACAAAUUUCUUUUUUUUUUUUGUUUUUCCUGAUAAAAUAAUAAAAUUUGGAUAAAUUUUGAAGACCUGUUGGUG
Messenger RNA from Numida meleagris (helmeted guineafowl), 2717 nucleotides. RefSeq names its product crystallin beta A1 (gene CRYBA1). Gene Ontology annotation, molecular function: structural constituent of eye lens. The coding region runs from base 1537 to 2184 and encodes 215 amino acids. The transcript is spliced from 7 exons. Gene Ontology annotation, biological process: visual perception; lens development in camera-type eye. The record is from RefSeq and is a predicted model, not a curated record. Lineage: Eukaryota; Metazoa; Chordata; Aves; Galliformes; Numididae.